ACCUGCACAAUGGUUGAAACAAAUGAAGCCUGCACCCUGAAAAUUCCAUCAAGAUACGCGACGUGGAUGCAUGCUGCAAACGAACCAUGAGCGCGCGCGCCAUGGACGUCCGUACCUGGAUCCCCUGCUCCUGCUGGCUGCUGGCCUUAGUUAUUACAGGCGUGAUCUGCAGUGCCCAGCGCUGCGUCGCACAUGGCGCUGUGCCUGCCCCUGCCCGCUGCCGGCGUAAUAUAUUCCAUUCCCGUUUGCCUCCACUGCACUGCACUCCAUUCCUCCGCAACGUAGCUGGCACAUGGCGGACCGCGGUGCUUUGCGUCUUCUCCGCUGUAAGCCUGCAAUGCCGAGACUGCAUGGCGGGCCGCGCGGUGCAGUUCUGCUAGUGGGUCUGUGAGAGCCUGUUAUUCUGAUCCAGCGGAUGGGCAAGGCGGGUAGGUGGCUCAGAAGCUUCCUGCCGGGCAGGAAGGAGAAGGACAGGGGCAGGGACAAGGCCGGGGCGCUCGGGCCGGCGGCAGAGCCGGACCAGGCAUUGGCGCUGCCGCGGACGAUUACGACGCCGGCGUCGACGCCCGGCGCCAAGGAGAAGAGAAGAUGGAGCUUCCGGCGCCCGGCGGCGUCGCCCGGGUCGUCGAAGGACGCGGCCGCGCAGGGGCGGCUCGCGCCCUACGGGUUCUUGGAGCCGCGGGUGGACCCGGACCAGCACGCCGUGGCGGUGGCCAUCGCCACCGCGGCCGCGGCCGAGGCGGCGAUGGCGGCCAAGCAGGCCGCCGCGGCCGUCUUCCGGCUCCCGGCGUCCGCGCCGGGGUCCAAGCGGACCGUCAUCGGCAUUGAGGAGGCCGCGGCGAUCAAGAUCCAGUCCAUCUUCAGAUCCUACCUGGCGAGGAAGGCGUUGUGCGCGCUGAGGGGGCUAGUCAAGCUGCAGGCGCUGGUGCGCGGCCACCUCGUGCGGCGGCAGGCGAGCCACACCCUGCGCUGCAUGCAGGCGCUCGUCGCCGCUCAGAACAGGGCUUGCGCGGCGCGCCUCCGGCUCCUCGAGGACGAGAAGCCGAUCCGGACGCCGCGGACGACGCCGAGCCGGCGCUCUCCGCACCACCACCGCUUCCGGCACCAGCAGGAGAUGGAGGACAACGUCAAGAUCGUGGAGGUGGACACAGGCGGCGGCGGCGUGCACGGCACGCCCAUGACAUCCCGGCGCAGCAGCUGCUACGCGACGCCUCUGUGCCGCACGCCGUCCCAGAACGAACUGUACCAGAAGAUCUCGCCGACGCCCUCGGCGCUGACCGACGCCAGCGCACGCACAUACAGCGGCCGCUACGACGACUUCUCCUUCGCCACCGCGCGGACCAGCCCCUACCACUACCCGACGUCAAGGCAGGAGCACUACCACGCGGGCGCGGACAGGCCGGCGUCCCACGCCGCCGACCACCCGCUCUUCUUCCCCAGCUACAUGGCCAACACGGAGUCGUCGCGGGCCAAGGCGCGGUCGCAGAGCGCGCCACGGCAGCGGCCCUCGCUGUCGUCCGCCGCAGCCGAGGUGCCGUGGGAGAGGCAGCUGAGCGGCCGGCGCAGGACGUCGAUGGAGGGGCAAGCGCAAGCGCGCGGGCCGGUGCCGAAGUGCGGCCCCGUGCGCGUGCAGCGGUGCUCGUCGCAGGCGAGUGCGCCCCCGGCAUGCCCCUGGGGCGCGAGGCUGGACAGGUGGAGCGCGUCGGUCCACGACAGCGAGUGCAGAUCGACGAGCACCGUGAUGACAGCCGCCACCACCACGUACCGCUGGUCGCUGGCCACGGAUAACGCCGGCAUGGCAUGACGACCUCGCUGACUGGCACUCUACCUCACAUGGUUUCUGAAGCAGGAAGAGAAAAUGCUGCUGUGUGCCUGUAGGGACAACAGGUUGCUGCUGAGUACUGAAUUUUGUGUGACCUAGUUAACAGUAGAGGAAGCUGGGCUCGAACUCUGCAAGUUUCUGUAAUCUGCAUAAGUGAUGUUACUAGGAUUUGGUGACACCUUGGUGUUUUUUUGCGUGCCAAGAAUCAAACACAGGACUCUUUUCGUAAGAACUUCUAUUUCUCUCGGCGAUCUGCUGUGAUAUUCGAAUCUGUCAAGUCCUGGUCGUUUCGGACUCAGCUGAAGCAGGAAAAAUCAAAGAAGUUUCAGUGUCUUGUUGCUAUUUUUUCAAAGAACUCGA
Messenger RNA from Phragmites australis (common reed), 2182 nucleotides. Its product is annotated as protein IQ-DOMAIN 19-like. The record is from RefSeq and is a predicted model, not a curated record. The transcript is spliced from 3 exons. Gene Ontology annotation, molecular function: protein binding. Bases 416 to 1804 code for a protein of 462 amino acids. NCBI's taxonomy places the organism in Eukaryota, Viridiplantae, Streptophyta, Magnoliopsida, Poales, Poaceae.